UUAUAAUUUCAAGAAAUGCUGUGACCUACUUGAAGAACAUUAUCCACAGAAACUUUUGGCUCAUGAUAAUUCUUAAAGCUAGAAUGGCUUUGAAAAAAACACCUAAACUGUUCAAGAAAUUAUUUUUUCACUGGAAACUUUGGAAAUUUAGCAUUAUUGUAUUUGUCUUUCUGGUAUUUUUAUUUUUAUUGCAAAGAGAAGUAGGUGUUCAAGAUUUUAAAGAUGAAGCAGGGAUUGAGCCAGUUGUUGGAAAGAAAAGUCAUGUAUUAGGUCUAGUGUUAAAUGCUAUGAACAAUAUCAAAGGUGCAAAGCCAAAAAUGCAGAUAAAAGCACCUGUUAGGCAAACUAAAAUUCCUGGAGAGAGACACUGUUUGCCAGGACACUAUACUGCAGUAGAACUAAAACCCUUUCUAGAUCGACCCCUUCAAGAUCCUAAUGCUCCUGGAGCUUCUGGUAAAGCAUUUAAAACCAUCAACUUAAAUUCAGAAGAACAGAAAGAAAAACGACAAGGAGAAGAAAAACACUGUUUUAAUGCAUUUGCAAGUGAUAGGAUUUCUUUACACCGAGAUCUUGGACCAGACACUCGACCUCCUGAAUGUAUUGAACAAAAGUUUAAGCGUUGCCCACCAUUGCCAACCACAAGUAUUAUAAUAGUUUUUCAUAAUGAAGCAUGGUCUACUCUGCUCAGAACUGUUCACAGCGUGAUGUAUACAUCUCCUGCCAUACUGCUAAAGGAGAUUAUUUUGGUGGAUGAUGCCAGUAUGGAUGAAUACUUGCAUGACAAACUAGAUGAGUAUGUGAAACAAUUUCAAAUAGUUAAAGUAGUCCGUCAAAAGGAGAGAAAAGGUCUAAUCACUGCACGGUUGUUGGGAGCUUCCGUAGCAACAGGAGAGACCCUGACUUUUCUGGAUGCUCAUUGUGAAUGCUUUUAUGGCUGGUUAGAGCCAUUAUUGGCAAGAAUAGCUGAGAACCCUGUUGCUGUUGUGAGCCCUGAUAUUGCUUCUAUAGAUCUCAAUACUUUUGAAUUCAGUAAACCAUCUCCUUAUGGGCAUAGCCACAACAGAGGAAAUUUUGAUUGGAGUUUGUCAUUUGGAUGGGAGUCUCUUCCUAAACAUGAAAAUAAAAGAAGAAAGGAUGAAACCUAUCCUAUUAGAACACCUACUUUUGCUGGAGGUCUCUUUUCAAUAGCAAAAGACUACUUUGAACACAUUGGAAGCUAUGAUGAAGAAAUGGAAAUAUGGGGAGGUGAAAAUAUAGAAAUGUCUUUCAGAGUAUGGCAAUGUGGUGGACAGUUGGAGAUCAUGCCUUGCUCUGUUGUUGGCCAUGUCUUUCGCAGCAAGAGUCCCCAUACUUUCCCAAAAGGUACUCAAGUGAUCACACGUAAUCAAGUACGCCUUGCAGAAGUGUGGAUGGAUGAAUAUAAAGAAAUAUUUUACCGAAGAAACACAGAGGCAGCAAAAAUUGUGAAACAAAAAACAUUUGGAGACAUCUCAAAAAGGCUUGAGUUAAGACAGCGUCUGCAGUGUAGAAAUUUUACUUGGUAUCUCAGUAAUGUUUAUCCAGAAGCAUAUGUGCCAGACCUGAAUCCUUUGUUUUCUGGAUAUUUAAAAAAUAUUGGUAACCGCAUGUGUCUGGAUGUUGGUGAAAAUAACCAUGGCGGCAAACCAUUGAUUAUGUAUUCUUGUCAUGGACUUGGAGGAAAUCAGUACUUUGAAUAUUCUGCACACCAUGAAAUUAGACAUAACAUUCAGAAGGAGCUUUGUCUGCAUGCUUCUAAAGGACCUGUGCAGCUUCGUGAAUGUAACUACAAAGGCCAGAAAACCUUUGCCGUUGGAGAAGAGCAAUGGCUGCAUCAAAAGGAUCAAACUCUGUACAAUGCAGCACUACAUAUGUGCCUUACAGGAAAUGGAGACCAUCCGAGUUUGGCAUCCUGUAAUCCAUCAGACAGCUUCCAGAAGUGGAUUUUUGGCCAGAACAAUUAAGAUUUUCUAUCUAUGGGCCAGGAGCAUUUUAUUAAAAGAUCCAUUCUAAACUGUGAUCAUGUAUGUAUACUGCAUUUUUAAGUGAUGCAUACUUUAAAUGCAAAAUGUUUCAAGUUUCUUUUCCCUCUUAUUUAAGUUGGAUAUUAAAUACGUCAUCAGAGAUUCCUUAGGAGUCUGUUAUACCAAAGAUGAUUGAGAUGCUAAUUAAGAAAAAUGUUUACAAUAUUUCUAUGGUAAGACUUUAUAUGUUGACCACUGAUUCAUGGAUCCUUUUCACCUUGGGAACCACAUGUAUAUUGUUUUUCCACGUUUUAAGUACUUCUGAAGAAGACUCAUUUUCUCUGUAGAGUAUGAGAAAUUAUGUACUGUCUAAAAACCAAGACACUUUAUAUGUAUAGUUUUAUGUUCAAUUGGUUGAUUUAUUUUUUAUUAAUUGUUACUUUGUGAACCUUUCUCAGUAAUUUUUAAGUUCCUUCAGCUGAAAAAUUAAAUGUUUGACCUUCAGGUUGAAGCCAAAUAGGCUACCACAUUGUGCUCAUCUUCUAGUAAGUGAUUCUUCUUUUGUAGGAAAAAAAAAAUAUUACUGAAAUAUAUAUGUAUAAUUAUUUCAAUGGAAAAUCUGCUUAUUCUGAUAUUAACCUUUGUUUAGCCAAAAGUUUUUGUAUAGAUUUUUUUUGUAUUUCAUGAACUGUAAAAUUUAUGACGAAGUUAUAUUGUAAUAGAUUUCUGAGCUGUUUAACACAUUUUGUUCAUUAAUGCCUUUAAAUUACAUUAUCUGCUAAACCCACUUUUUUCCUAUUUUUUAGUGAUUUAUGCAGUGUUUACCUAACAGGUUUCUAAUGUUAUCUGUACAUAAUUUCUUGUGCGAAAACUUGCAUGUUGAUUUUUUUUUUUCCUGCUGUUGCUGUUUCCCGUUUUACAAAGGACUGACCUCACUUUUAUCAGUUUAAGUGAGACCUUGGCCUUCCUAACUAUUCUGCUAGCUCUAUUCAUGAAAUAUUGUGUUCUUGUAAGCAUCUAUAAUUUUAUGUCAAUAGAUCAUAUACAGCUAUGCCUUCAUAAAUAGCCUUCCUUUGAUUAACUAUUUAAAUAUGUAUAUAUUUCUUUGGUUAUUUUACUGGAUGCAUUGUUGUUAAACACUCUUGUUAGUCUUCCAUUGCAAUCACCAAUCAUGCCCAUUUUCUGACUGAUUAUCUCAGGCCUUUAAUGAAGGUAACUCUUCUGCACAAGAAAUAUGCUCUUUAGGAACUGAGAAGUGCACUUAUUUCAAAAUGUCUACUUCAGGGUAUGAAUGUGAGAUUAAUGACCGUCCCACCCUUAAAGCGGCUAAGGUCAUAUUAAUAAUGCACUUUAAUAAGGUAAACUGUAUUUCAUAAUAAAAUUUUAUAUUCUGAUUUAGAGAAUUCUUAACAGGUUUAUGCAAAUUAUGGAAGUUUAAAAUUAACCUUAAAUUUGCAUGUGUUAUGAUAUGGAUGGAAACUGGCUAUAAAAUUUAAAUAAUAAACUUAUAGGAUGAGAAGGAAGCAGCAGAAUAAAAACAAGGAAAAGACUCACUGUUGUCUAGAAGUGCCCAUGUUAUUAAGUAGGGAUGGGAAAGAUCAAAGGUAAAAAGGUAGUUAGACUUUGCAGCUUGUCGAAAGAAUUGUGUUGAACAUCUAUAGUAUCUAUUCAAAUGGAAGAAAAUAGGAGGUGUAAUAGCAACCAUCUUAAUUAACUCUUUAAUAACUGAAUCUGAAGAAACUUGAAAUCUCAGCAGUGAAAACUUGAGCAGUAAGAUCAGGCCUAGUUAGAUGCAGCUAGUAAAAGUGUAUUAGGAAAUGCUUUGUAUGUCUUUUAAAUACUGUACUCAUAAGGGGAGGGGGACUAAAGAAAAAGUCAUGGCUGCCAAAAGGAAAAAAAAUACAAUUUUAAAAGUGAAGACAAAAAAAGUGUUUGGCUGCGUGAUCAAAUAUAAAGCUGUGAAUA
Messenger RNA from Athene cunicularia (burrowing owl), 3947 nucleotides. RefSeq names its product polypeptide N-acetylgalactosaminyltransferase 3 (gene GALNT3). The record is from RefSeq and is a predicted model, not a curated record. The transcript is spliced from 10 exons. Bases 63 to 1982 code for a protein of 639 amino acids. Gene Ontology annotation, cellular component: Golgi apparatus. Lineage: Eukaryota; Metazoa; Chordata; Aves; Strigiformes; Strigidae.